Calypte anna (Anna's hummingbird) is the source of this 3924-nucleotide messenger RNA. It is a transcript of the gene SGSM3, whose product is annotated as small G protein signaling modulator 3. The transcript has 23 exons. Gene Ontology annotation, molecular function: protein binding. Lineage: Eukaryota; Metazoa; Chordata; Aves; Apodiformes; Trochilidae. The coding region runs from base 549 to 2810 and encodes 753 amino acids. The record is from RefSeq and is a predicted model, not a curated record.
CGCACCGCCCCCCGCAGCAGCGUGUGUGGGGCCGCCGGCUGGGGCUCUGGUGCCGGUCCCUGCGGAGGGGACAGCGCGGUGCUGGCGGCGGGGACAAGCGCUGACAAGAUCAGGUGCUCUCCUUCAUCCGGCUCUGCCAUCCUCGUUUUCCCCUCCACGCCUGCAUCUUUUCGGAGGUGCCCCAGAGGAGAGACCGUCUGCCUGCUGUCUGGCUCUGGGGAAGGAACAGUCACGAAACAGAGAUGGAAAUGUGGCAGUGGUCUCUAGGCACAGGGCAUAAGUAGACAGACUGCAGGCCCUGUGAUUGUCAUCUGGAAUAAACAUUAGAAGGAAGUCGUGAGACAAAUGUAAAUCCUCGUACCUGGUGAUGUAAAUUCAAGGGAGUGAAGAACUGCCGUGACACAGAUAUAAAUCUCUUUGCAGACGGUGGCUGUGGGCUCCAGGACAGCUGCUCUCUCUUCACAGAGCUGUAUAGUGACCUCUCAUCCCUGAGAACAGCAUUUCUGGAGCCUGCUGACAGCCUCUGCUACUCAGUCUUACCAAACACAAUGUCAGGCCAUCACACUCCCUCUGCUGGGGGUCCCUUCUCAGCACUCACUCCCAGCAUUUGGCCUCAGGAGAUCCUCGCAAAAUACACACAGAAAGAAGAAUCCAUUGAGCAGCUGGAGUUCCACUAUGAUGAAUUUGGCUUUCGAGUUGAUAAGGAAGACGGUGCUGAGCCAAACUCCAGCAAGCUUCUGGGGGUCCCACUGACGGAGGAGCCACAGCAGAGGCUCAAGUGGCAGGCUCAUCUGGAAUUCACACACAACCAUGACGUGGGUGACCUCACCUGGGACAAAAUUGAGGUCACCCUACCACAUUCAGACAAGCUGCGCUCCCUGGUGCUAGCUGGCAUACCACACAGCAUGAGGCCACAGCUGUGGAUGCGCCUCUCCGGAGCCUUGCAGAAGAAGAGGAGUUCAGAAAUGUCAUAUCGGGAUAUCGUGAAAAACAGCUCUAAUGAUGAAACCAUUGCUGCCAAACAGAUUGAGAAGGACUUGCUCCGCACGAUGCCCAGCAACGCCUGUUUCUCCAACAUGAACAGUAUCGGGGUGCCGCGGCUACGCAGGAUACUACGGGGACUUGCCUGGCUCUACCCAGAUAUUGGAUAUUGCCAAGGCACUGGCAUGGUGGCUGCCUCUCUGCUGCUCUUCUUGGAGGAGGAAGAUGCCUUCUGGAUGAUGUGUGCUAUCAUUGAGGAACUGGUUCCUGCCUCCUACUUCAGCACCACUCUGAUGGGAGUGCAGACAGACCAGCGUGUCCUGCGACAGCUCAUCGUGCAGUACUUGCCCCGCCUGGACAAGUUGCUCCAGGAGCAUGACAUUGAGCUCUCCUUGAUCACCUUGCACUGGUUCCUCACCUCUUUUGCUAGUGUUGUCCAUAUCAAGCUGCUGCUGCGUAUUUGGGACCUCUUCUUCUACCAGGGGUCUUUGGUGCUGUUCCAGCUCACUUUAGGCAUGCUCAGUUUGAAGGAGGAUGAGCUAAUCCAGUCGGAGAACUCUGCCUCAAUCUUCAACACGCUCUCGGACAUCCCAAGUCAGAUGGAAGAUGCAGAUGUGCUGCUGCGGGAGGCGAUGCGCGUGGCUGGCUCCCUGACAGAUGUGGCGGUGGAGACCCAGCGUCGCAAACACUUGGCCUACCUCAUUGCUGACCAAGGACAGCUGCUCAACUCCAGCACCACUGUCAACAAUUUAUCCAAAGUUGUGCGGCGCAGGACUCAGCGCAGGAAAUCUGGCAUCACCUCUCUGCUUUUUGGGGACGAUGAUCUGGAGGCACUGAAAGCCAAGAACAUCAAGCAGACAGAGUUGGUGGCUGACCUGCGUGAGGCCAUUCUCCAGGUGGCACGGCACUUCCAGUGUGUGGAUCCAAAGAACUGCAGCAUUGACCUGACUCCAGACUACAGCAUGGAGAGCCACCAGCAGGACCACGAGAACUACGUGGCCUGUUCCCGCACCCGACGGCGUCGUGCCAAGGCACUGCUGGACUUUGAGCGCCAUGACGAUGACGAGUUGGGUUUCCGCAAGAACGACAUCAUUACGAUCAUUUCCCAGAAGGAUGAGCACUGUUGGGUGGGAGAGCUGAAUGGACUGAGAGGUUGGUUCCCUGCAAAAUUUGUGGAGAUCUUGGAUGAGCGGAGCAAAGAGUACUCCAUUGCUGGAGAUGACUCAGUCACAGAAGGGGUGACAGACUUGGUGCGAGGGACGCUGUGUCCAGCCCUGAAGUCCAUAUUUGAACAUGGGUUGAAGAAGCCAUCUCUGCUGGGGGGAGCCUGCCAUCCCUGGCUCUUCAUUGAAGAGGCUGCAAGCCGGGAAGUGGAACGGGACUUUGACUCCGUGUAUUCUCGCCUUGUGCUCUGCAAGACUUACAGGCUCGAUGAAGACGGCAAAGUCCUCACUCCAGAGGAGCUGCUUUACCGGGCAGUUCAGGCUGUGAACAUGACACACGAUGCUGCACAUGCACAGAUGGAUGUGAAACUUCGUUCCCUCAUCUGCGUUGGGCUCAAUGAGCAGGUGCUGCAUUUGUGGCUGGAGGUGCUGUGCUCAAGCCUGCAGACCGUGGAGAAAUGGUUCCAUCCCUGGUCGUUCCUGCGGAGCCCUGGUUGGGUGCAGAUCAAAUGUGAGCUGAGAGUCCUCUGCAAAUUUGCCUUCAGCCUCUCUCAGGACUGGGAGCUGCCAAUAAAGAGGGAGGAGAAGGAGAAGAAGCCACUCAAGGAAGGGGUGCAGGACAUGCUCGUGAAGCACCAUCUCUUCAGUUGGGACAUAGAUGGGUGACCCCCACCCCACCCCAUCCUGGGGAACCUUCUAGAUGGCACACACUCCUGUCCCCCACCCCCAUCGUGUCUCACCCCCUGCCCUCCCCCACCCCACCCACUUGUAUCUGUGACAAAAUCCCCCUCGGGGGAUGCUGCCAGGCCACCUGGGACAGAUGGCAGCAGCACUGCGUACUUGAGGGAAGCGAUGGUCAAGUGUGAUGCUGCAAAGGGACAAAUGUGUUCUGGCCACAAAAAACAAGUGCCCCCUUCCCAACCUCCCCCAUCUCCCCCACCUCCAUUUUCUUCUUGCCUCAGCCCUGCCUCACCCCCCCCCCAGUGGCUGGGGGAGCAGCCUGGCCCACAGGCCCCUGCACACUGUCCCAGGGAUGUGGGGAACAGCAGCUGUGUGGGUGUGUGAGCACAUCUGCUGCUGUGCCUUGGGGCAGAGGCAGGCCCUGCGGGGUGGCUUUGAUCCAGGAGAGCCGGUCCGGUCCAUGGUCAGGUGGCACUGUGGGUGCUGGUGAGAGACUGGGGGAGCAAGGGAUACCCCCUGUGCCACGCAAGGGCUGCUGGGGAAAGGGAUGGCAAAACCUGAGGACUCAGACAAGAUCCUGUGCCCUGAAGCCGGGACUGAGACGGGGGAACUGGGAUCAGCCUCAGCCCAACUCCCUGGUCCUGGGGUGUGGGGUGUUGACAAGAGGUGCCCAACUGCACCAACCACUGUAACAGCCUUAGGGGGUAGACCUUGUCUCCUCUGGGAGCAGACAAAAAAACACCUCUCCCCUAAACAAAGUGUUUCAUGCUGUCAUUUUAGUUUCUGGAUUAUUUUUACUGUUAACCAAAAAGCUGUAAAUUAACUCCAAGUGUAUAUUUUGGCACUGUUGUAGCUCAGGACGGGGUUUGGGUUGGAGCUGGCUCAGGGAGACUAACUUGUCCUCAUUGCCCUUGGGUGGCAGUGGGGGAUGUAGGUCAGGAGUGGAGAAAUGCUGCUUUAUGGUGGUGGCUCUGGGUAUGGAGUCUGUGACUUUCUACUGAAAGCGUUUGUCUGUGAGCACAAACUACUCAUGAAAUGACACUAGAUUCUUACUUUCCUUUAUUCGGUGGGUUUGUAAAUAAAAGCGCAUCUUGGGAGA